AACAUUACGUCUAUUUGGUUUGGUAGUUCAAAGAUGUACGUGAUAGUUCUGGUAGCCGGACUGGUCUACCUCGCUUCAGCGAAAUUUAGCGUUAGCGAUUUAUCGAGUUAUGGAACUGCGCUGUAUCGUACAAUUGAUCCGAGAGUUGAUGACCUCAUAAAAAGUUUGGAUCCAGCUUCGCGAAUUCAGCCAUGGCAGUUGGGUAAUCUAGUCGGUGGGGAUAUGACCUUGCCAAUACCAAAGUUGCAAAACGCUCUCGUUGGCAACUCCAGUUCAUACUUUCGUUGGCCAAAUGCUACCGUAAUCUACAGUCUGGAUGGCUCAUUCAACAACACAGAACUUCUAAAUAUCUACGGAGCGAUGCGAGAGUUCGAAAAGUAUACUUGUGUCCGCUUCAAAAAACGUGGCACAGAAACAGCAUAUGUAUCGAUCGACAACGCACAAUACGGAUGCUGGGCGGAUGUUGGCCGAGGACGUGGUAAAACACGGGUUCAUCUGCAACCGGGCUGCGCAAAUGCACUGACAACGCCCAUUCAUGAACUCAUGCACGCUCUUGGAUUCCAUCACGAGCAUAACCGGCUUGAUCGCGACGAUUACAUUGAAGUGAUCUACGAUCACAUGAUCCCGGACCCUUCAGUGUACUUCAACUUCCAAUUGGUCGAAGAGACAGAAACAACCAACUUCAGUGUACCAUACGAUAUUGGGAGCAUCAUGCACUAUUUGAACACUUCGUUCUCCGUUAAACCCCAAACUCUGAGAACUAUGGAACCGUUGAUCCCGUGGAAUGGAACCUUCGGGCAAGGUCCAACGCUCACCAAGUACGAUGCACUGUUGAUCAACAUCAUGUACUGCGGAGUUCCGGAGCCCACGGAACCGCUUCCCGUACCGCAUGGAUGGAUACCGGCGGAGCCUAUCAAGAAGGUCAGCACAACGACUCCGGCGACCUCAACGACCAAGAAGACGGUUAACGUUAAAAAGACUACAGCUUUUAUGAAAAUGUCCAACAGCAAUAAGCAGAAGAUGGAGGAAGAUCUCAAGAAAAUCCUAGAUUCCAGGAAAGGAUUAGGAUCCAAGCCUGUACUACGCAAUUGACAUUAACAAUUCCACUGAAAUAUAAUUCAGCAGAUAUUGGUAGGCAUUUGCAAAAUUUUA
Molecule: messenger RNA, 1152 nt
Organism: Aedes aegypti (yellow fever mosquito)
Lineage: Eukaryota; Metazoa; Arthropoda; Insecta; Diptera; Culicidae
Product: low choriolytic enzyme-like
Exons: 3
Coding region: 34-1092 (352 amino acids)
Biological process (GO): proteolysis
Molecular function (GO): zinc ion binding; metalloendopeptidase activity
Source: RefSeq, a predicted model, not a curated record